AAUGUCUGCGACUUUAAGGGAAUCUUUAUGUCCACUGAAACAAUGACAAUGUUUUUAAUGGUGGUUAUAUCCUUUUUCCUGACUGUUAAUUGCCAGACGUUUACACUUCCAAACAACCAUGACCUGACGCAGCUGGUGAAUACUCAGUUUAAUAAACUAGACGCUGACGGCAAUGGGGAACUGUCAAUGGCUGAGCUGCAUGCGCUGGAAACCUUUGAGGACACAAACCAUGACGGGAAUGUCACCUUACAAGAGUACAUGGAUGCGUUCAAUCUACCCAUGGAAGUAGCUCAGCCGAUCUUCAAUGUUUAUGACAAGAAUCAUGAUGGUGUCAUCCCAGAAAACUUUCUUGCAGAUUACUACCACCUUCUGGACAAGGAUACUGAUGGCAUCGUCACAAUGCACGAAUAUGAUAAAUAUGUGGUAACGUUAAUGGAGUGUUUGUUCGGUCAUGGACACGGCACACACGGACACGGGCCAAACUGCGACCAUUAACAGACAAAUAGCAGACCAAUAACAGACCAUUCUUCGACCACUAUUUGAACACUUGAAUACUAUCGAAUACUUUGUAGCAUAAUUGAUAAUCUAUUAUAAUAAAUGUCAAUGUGAA
This is a messenger RNA of Mya arenaria, 610 nucleotides long. RefSeq lists its product as uncharacterized. Gene Ontology annotation, molecular function: calcium ion binding. Lineage: Eukaryota; Metazoa; Mollusca; Bivalvia; Myida; Myidae. Bases 28 to 495 code for a protein of 155 amino acids. The record is from RefSeq and is a predicted model, not a curated record. The transcript is spliced from 5 exons.